CUCAUAUAGUACUUGUAAAACACAUGAAAGAGUUCACACUGGGGAGAAACCCUAUGAAUGCAAGCAGUGUGGGAAAGCUUUCAGCACACGUAGAUGUUGUCAAAGACAUGAAAGAGUUCAUACUGGGGAGAAACCCUAUGUAUGUAAGCAAUGUGGAAAAGCUUUCACCACUCACAUAUAUUCCCAAAUACAUGAAAGAGUUCACAGUGGCGUGAAACCUUAUGUAUGUAAGCAAUGUGGGAAAGCUUUUAGCACAAAAAGUGCUCAUCGAACCCAUGAAAGAGUUCACACUGGGGAGAAACCCUAUGUAUGUAAGCAAUGUGGGAAAGCAUUCAGCAAAAGCAGUAAUUUUCAAACACAUGAAAGAAUUCACACUGGGGAGAAACCCUAUGAAUGUAAGCAGUGUGGGAAAGCUUUCAGCACAAGCAGUCAUUGUCGAACACAUGAAAGAAUUCACACUGGGGAGAAACCAUAUGUGUGUAAGCAAUGUGGGAAAGCAUUCAGCUCAUAUGGUGCUUGCAAAACACAUGAAAGAUUUCACACUGGGGAGAAACCCUAUGCAUGUAAGCAAUGUGGGAAAGCUUUCAGCACAAGUAGUUAUUGUCGAAUACAUGAAAGAGCUCACGAGGGAUACAAACCCUAUGAAUGUAAGCAGUGUGGGAAAGCUUACAGCACAAAAAGUGCUUGUCAAAGACAUGAAAAAGUUCACAGUGGAGAGAAACCAUAUGUGUGUAAGAAAUGUGGGAAAGCUUUUACCACACGUAAAUGUUGUCAGAGACAUGAAAAAGUUCACACUGGAGAAAAACCCUAUGCAUGUAAGCAAUGUGGGAAAGCUUUCAGCGCGAAAAGUUCUUAUCAAAGACAUGAAAAAGUUCACAAUGGGGAGAAACCAUAUGUGUGUAAGAAAUGUGGGAAAGCUUUUACCACACAAAAAUGUUGUCAGAGACAUGAAAGAGUUCACACUGGGGAGAAACCAUAUGUAUGUAAGCAAUGUGGGAAAGCAUUCAGCAAAAGCAGUCAUUUUCGAGAACAUGAAAGGAUUCACACUGGGGAGAAACCCUAUGAAUGUAAGCAGUGUGGGAAAGCUUUCGGCACACGUAGAGCUUGUCAAAGACAUGGAAGGACUCACAAUGUGGGAAAGCUUUCAGCAAAAGCAGUUUUUGCCUAAAACAGAGCUCCCAAUAGGGCAAUGCCCUCUGUAUAUAAGUAAACUGGGAAAGCUUUCAUCACUCAUGGUGAUUGUGAAAGACACAAAAGACCUCUUACUGGGUUUUGAUCAUACAUAAGCAAUGUGAAAACUUUCACACAUGAUU
Messenger RNA from Heterocephalus glaber (naked mole-rat), 1313 nucleotides. The record is from RefSeq and is a predicted model, not a curated record. NCBI's taxonomy places the organism in Eukaryota, Metazoa, Chordata, Mammalia, Rodentia, Bathyergidae.